CCUCCCUAAUGCAUUUUGCAUUCUAUUUUAGUUACUUUGAAUUUUCAACCCCCUGACGCUGUUUUGUACGGUCUUUGUACUUUUUUUGUCCAUACUUUGAUUAUUAUUUCUCAAAUAAAUAAAUGAAAUAACUUUAUUGCUCCAACCCGGAAGACAGAGCGUGCUACGUGUCAGAGGAGAAGUCAUCUUAGACGGCGGAUAGUCGUCUAGCAUAAACUUAUCCCGGGUAUAUUACUCUUAUAGUCCACGUUCUGGUGGAUUGCUAUUUUGCAGAUAUAUAGCGUUAACAUUUAUCGAUAAUGUUAACCAAAUUUGAAACUAAGUCGGCCCGUGUUAAAGGCCUGAGUUUCCAUCCGAAGAGACCAUGGGUUCUUGCAAGUUUGCACAACGGAGUCAUCCAGCUGUGGGACUAUCGAAUGUGCACGCUGAUCGACAAGUUCGACGAGCACGAUGGCCCUGUUCGAGGAAUCGACUUCCACAAACAGCAGCCCCUGUUCGUGUCGGGAGGCGAUGACUACAAAAUCAAGGUAUGGAACUACAAGCUGAGACGCUGCCUCUUCACCCUCCUCGGACACCUGGACUACAUCAGGACCACCUUCUUCCACCAUGAGUACCCCUGGAUUCUGAGCGCGUCCGAUGACCAGACCAUUCGUAUCUGGAACUGGCAGUCCAGAACUUGCGUCUGUGUGCUGACUGGCCAUAAUCACUACGUGAUGUGUGCCCAGUUCCACCCGUCUGAGGACCUGGUGGUCUCAGCCAGCCUGGACCAAACCGUGCGAGUGUGGGAUAUCUCCGGGUUGAGGAAGAAGAACCUGUCUCCCGGCGCCGUGGAGACCGAGGUCCGCGGUUUAUCUGGUGUCGACUUGUUCGGGGCCUCUGAUGCUGUCGUCAAGCACGUCCUGGAGGGUCAUGAUCGGGGGGUCAACUGGGCAGCCUUCCACCCCAGCAUGCCUCUUAUUGUCUCGGGGGCUGAUGACAGGCAGGUCAAGAUCUGGCGGAUGAAUGAGUCCAAGGCCUGGGAGCUGGAUACAUGCCGCGGCCACUACAACAAUGUCUCCUGUGCCGUUUUCCAUCCCCGCCAGGAGCUCAUCCUGUCCAACUCUGAGGACAAGAGCAUCCGUGUAUGGGACAUGUCGAAGAGGACAGGAGUGCAGACCUUCCGCCGGGACCACGACCGCUUCUGGGUGCUUGGCGCUCACCCAAACCUCAACCUGUUUGCUGCUGGCCAUGACAGCGGCAUGAUUGUGUUCAAGUUGGAGCGUGAGCGCCCAGCAUAUGCCGUCUACGGCAACAUGCUUUACUAUGUCAAGGAGCGCUUUCUGCGUCAGCUGGACUUCAACAGCAGCAAGGACACUGCUGUCAUGCAGCUGCGCAGUGGGUCUAAGUUUCCAGUGUUCAGCAUGUCCUACAACCCUGCUGAGAAUGCUGUCCUGCUCUGCACUAGGGCGACAAACCUGGAGAACAGCACCUAUGACCUGUACUCUAUUCCCAAAGAGAGUGACUCUCAGAACCCUGAUGCACCAGAAGGUAAGAGGUCCUCUGGCCUGACAGCCGUUUGGGUGGCCAGAAACAGGUUUGCCGUCCUGGACCGAAUGCACUCUCUGCUGAUCAAAAACCUGAAGAAUGAGAUUGUCAAGAAAGUGCAGGUGCCGAGUUGUGAGGAGAUCUUCUACGCAGGGACCGGCUCGCUGCUGUUGCGCGAUGCCGACGGCAUGACGCUGUUUGACGUGCAGCAGAAGCGCUCGCUGGCUACCGUCAAGAUCGCCAAAGUCAAGUAUGUGGUGUGGAGCGCUGACACCAGCCAUGUGGCUCUGCUGGCCAAGCACGCCAUCAUGAUUUGCAACCGCAAGCUUGAGAGUCUGUGCAACAUUCAUGAGAACAUCCGAGUGAAGAGCGGAGCCUGGGACGAGAGCGGCGUCUUCAUUUACACCACCUCCAAUCACAUCAAAUAUGCCCUGACCUCUGGUGACCAUGGCAUCAUCAGGACUCUAGACCUCCCAAUCUAUGUGACCCGUGUGCGAGGCAACAGUGUUUACUGCCUGGACAGAGAGUGCAGACCCCGGGUCCUCACCAUCGACCCCACAGAGUACCGCUUCAAAAUGGCUCUGGUCAACCGAAAGUAUGAUGAGGUGCUUCACAUGGUCCGUAAUGCCAAGCUGGUGGGCCAGUCCAUCAUUGCCUACCUGCAGAAGAAGGGCUAUCCAGAGGUGGCGCUGCACUUUGUCAAAGAUGAGAAGACUCGCUUCAGCCUGGCUUUGGAGUGUGGAAACAUCGAGGUGGCACUGGAGGCCGCCAAAGCGCUGGAUGAGCGCAGCUGCUGGGAGCGUCUGGGCGAGGCCGCGCUGCUGCAAGGUCACCACCAGGUGGUGGAGAUGUGCUACCAGAGGACUAAGAACUUUGACAAGCUCACCUUCCUCUACCUCAUCACUGGCAAUCUGGCGAAACUGCGCAAAAUGAUGAAGAUUGCUGAGAUCAGGAAGGACAUGAGCGGCCACUACCAGGCAGCUCUAUACCUGGGAGAUGUCAGCGAGAGAGUUCGCAUCCUGAAGAACUGCGGCCAGAAGUCUCUGGCUUACCUUACUUCUGCCACUCAUGGACUGGAUGAAGAGGCGGAGGCCCUCAAGGAGACAUUUGAUCUAGAGAAGGAGACUGUGCCUGAGAUUGAUCCCAAUGCACAGCUUCUGCAGCCACCCCCGCCCAUCAACCCCUUGGACACAAACUGGCCUCUUUUGACCGUCUCAAAGGGCUUCUUCGAGGGAGCCAUCGCAGCCAAGGGGAAAGCAGGCCAGAUGGCUGCAGAUAUGGACAUGGACGCCACUGGAAGCGAGGGCUGGGGAGACGAUGCUGAGCUUCAACUGGAUGAAGACGGCUUCUUGGAUGCCCAGGAUGGAUUUGGAGAGGAAGGAGGAGCUAAAGAGGAGGGAGGUGGCUGGGAAGUGGAGGAGGACCUGGACCUUCCUCCAGAGCUGGACCUGCCAGCGGGUGUGGGAGGAUCAACAGAGGACGGCUUCUUCGUCCCACCGACCAAGGGAAUGAGUCCCACCCAGAUGUGGUGCAACAACUCCCAGCUGCCAGUGGACCACAUGCUGGCUGGCUCUUUUGAGACCGCCAUGAGACUGCUCCACGACCAAGUUGGAGUUGUCAACUUUGGCCCCUACAAGUCGCUCUUCAUGCAGACCCUAACCAGGGGCCGCACCUGCUACCUGGCCCUGCCCUCUCAGCCCUGCCUACGGGGCAACCCUCAGAGGAAUUGGAAGGACUGCGGGGCAAAGCAGGGGCUGCCUGCUGUAGGACUCCGACUCUCGGACCUCAUUGCCCGCCUGCAGCAGUGCUACCAGCUGACCACCUCCGGACGCUUCGAGGACGCCGUGGAGCGCUUCAGAGCCAUCCUGCUGUCUGUGCCUCUUCUCAUCGUCGACAACAAGCAGGAGAUUGCUGAGGCACAGCAGUUGAUCACCAUUUGCAAAGAGUACAUUGUGGGUCUGACCAUGGAGACUGAGAGGAAGAAGCUACCCAAAGAUACGCUGGAUGAGCAGAAGAGGCUUUGUGAGAUGGCGGCCUACUUCACGCACUGUAAUCUGCAGCCUGUCCACAUGGUGCUGGUGUUGCGCACAGCUCUGAACCUCUUCUUCAAACUGCGUAACUUCAAUACGGCGGCUGGUUUUGCACGACGCCUGCUGGAGCUGGGACCUAAGCCCGAUGUCGCUCAGCAGACCCGCAAGAUUAUGGCAGCCUGCGAGAAGAACCUGACGGACGCCCACCAGUUGAACUACGACCCCCACAAUCCCUUUGAUCUGUGCGCCGCCUCCUUUGUGCCUUUGUACCGCGGACGUCCCGUUGAAAAGUGCCCUCUGUCCGGGGCCUGCUACUGUCCGACUUACAAAGGACAGGUCUGCAGGGUCACACAGGUGACGGAGAUCGGCAAGGACGUGAUUGGUCUGCGUGUGAGCCCACUCCAGUUCCGUUGAGAAAAUGGGAAGAGAAAAAAAUAUGUUUGUCCAAAAACUUAUACUAAUAACAGAUUCAAACACAGCAAUGCUAACCUUUUAUUGUUUUCAUCCAUCCUAAUAAUAUACCACACUUGUGUUUUUAUGUUGUGUCACAUGUGUAGGGGCUUUCAUCAAAUCUUUACUGUGUUGUGAGGUAAACAUGCUAUGUAAAAUCCAAAAAGGAACACCAUGUAUGUAACAAGGAAAACAAAUAAAGUAGAAGUCACCUGAAAUAAAUACAA
Molecule: messenger RNA, 4231 nt
Organism: Nerophis ophidion (straightnose pipefish)
Lineage: Eukaryota; Metazoa; Chordata; Actinopteri; Syngnathiformes; Syngnathidae
Gene: copa
Product: COPI coat complex subunit alpha
Exons: 30
Coding region: 300-3968 (1222 amino acids)
Biological process (GO): endoplasmic reticulum to Golgi vesicle-mediated transport; intracellular protein transport; retrograde vesicle-mediated transport, Golgi to endoplasmic reticulum
Cellular component (GO): COPI vesicle coat
Molecular function (GO): structural molecule activity; protein binding
Source: RefSeq, a predicted model, not a curated record